GCUGACCUGGGAAUACCUCGGGAUCCCCCUGGAAGGGCUGGUGAGAGGGAAGUCAGGUCUUCCCUGCUUCAACUGCUGCCCCCACGAAGAAAAUCUGUUUCUUGCUCGCCCCGCCCCGCCCCGCCGGGACCGCCGGGAGUCAAUGACCAAGCGUCCACCAGUAAUACCAGCCCCACCACCAGGGAGCGGGGCGCGAGGCGCAGCCAUGCCGAGAAGGAGCGACUCUCAGCCGGCCCGCCGCCGCCUCGUCUCCCGCAGGUCACGGAGGAGGACACCCCGAGGUUUUCCACAGGCCCUCGCCGACUCUUGUCACUGAAGCAGCGGGGAGGGAGAUGAUGUCGUGCGGGCGGACGGUGACGUGAUGGUUCCGGUUCGUGUGAGGCGAGGCUUUGCGCGAAGAAACAGGUUGCAUAGAUUUUGCGUGAAAAGGGUUUGAUGGAGAUUUGGUCGAAUGUCAGCGGGAACGAUCGUGAUAGCAGGAGGAAUUCUUGCCGGAGUCAUACUGCUGUGCAUUGUUGCAGUCCUCUGUUACUGUCGACUACAGUACUACUGCUGUAAGAAGAAUGACUCCGAGGCGGCGCCGUCCGCCCCGCUCUCGGACACGCUUCCCGACCCGCUCUCCCACUUCCCGUGCGACACGUGCGACGCGUUGGCCAACGACGGCGCCGCCGUCGCGCCCGUUUCUUUGGACCAGCUGGGCGCCGUCGCCGCCCCGUGCCGCGCCUGCUCGCCGUACGCCCGCCGCGCCGAGCCCCAAAUGCUCAACGGGGGCGAGCGUCUGGGCUUCCGCACGUACUACGAGAAGCCGCUACCUUUGGGAUACGUGUCCCCGGCCCCGCCGCCCAGGCCCUACAGCACUCAGGUGUGACCUUUGAACUUCUCAAACCCAGCCCACAUGAACAUACUGCAUACGGACGUGGGUUUGGAUUCUUUGGGGACGCAUCCUGGACUGAAACACUGUCAAGAUCCCGCUAGCACCAAACUGUUUUUAGGACUCCAAUCAAACUUAUUCUUAUUCUAACAUCUAAAUUGCCUUUUUGAAGCCUGCAACAUAUUCAAAGCUCGUAUCAUCAUUUAGCGCUAGAAAGUGAAAAACAAACAAAACAAAACAAUUUUUUAGCACACUUCUCAAAUUGCUUUAUUUCUUGUUUUGUUUUUCAUUCUAUAUUCCGACAUUUAAAUUGCAUUUUGAAGGCUUUAACAUAUUCAAAUCUAUUAACAACGUAUAGUGCUCCCAAGAACGUGACCCCCCUCCCCCCCCCAUACAUUUUUAAGCACCCUAUUCAAAUUGCUUUAUUUCUUACUACUUCUUUUUUAUUCUUAUUCCAACAUCUAAAUUGCCUUUUUGAAGGCUUUACCAUAUUCAAAACAAUUCACAUAAUCUCCCAAGAAAGUGGGAAAAAAAAAAAAAAAAAACACAUUUUGCUUUACUUCAUACCAUUUAAUUGUUGUUAUGGAAACUAAAUUCACUUUUAGAGGGCUUUAACUUAGUCAAAACUAUUCAUUAUUAUUAUUAGUAGUAGUAGUAGUAGUAGUACAACAAUAAAUCACAUUUAAAUGCUGUGUUCCAUAGUUUAAUUCUGAAAAAAAAUUACAGCUAGUUUAAUACCUUUCUUUAAUAGGAUUAUUUUGCGGCUAAAAAACGUUUGGCAUAUUUCAAUUUUCUAUUGAAGCUUUUGAAGGGUUAUUGUAUUAUUAAAACUAUUAUACAAACUAAACUAAAGCAAUUUUAAACCAUUGUUUAAAUGGGGAGGGGUCGUAAUACAAAUGAAUAACAGAAAAUAAAGUACAAUAAGAAACUGCCCUCUAGCCUACAACGUAUUGUGUAUUAUUACUUUGCACAUGAUUAUUACUAUUGGCCUAAUUUGUAUUUCAAUACCGUGUUUCAUAGUUAAAAAAGUUCACAACGAACGCGUGCACGCACACACGCGAAACUGAACAUGAGGCCUGACUUUUUUUCUGAGAAUAAAAGAAGGAGAAAACCACAAAAGGGACUUUUUCUCCCCUUAAAAAAACAAAAAGAAGGAGAAGAAGAGGAAGAAGAGGAAGAAGCGCACGCUGUGACGCUUCCGUGCCGUGCACGUUUGUGUUUUGGACUACUUCCUGUUUACAGACACAAUGAUGUCAUACUGUUUUUGAUGAUAUUUUACUGUAUACUGUAUACACAUUAGACAGUAUAGAGAGUGUAGUGUUACGCCACGAGUACCGUACAUGCCUGGAUCUACAGCUAUAUAUCUAUAUUUUUGACGUGUGACUGUUGCCGUGUCCAAUUCCGUGCGUUUUAGUGAGAGACGGUCGGCCUGGGACUUUAAAAGAUAGCGGACGCGUUAUUAGGCACACCGGCACCCUUGAAUGACGUCCGAUACAAGAGUAAC
Molecule: messenger RNA, 2375 nt
Organism: Phycodurus eques (leafy seadragon)
Lineage: Eukaryota; Metazoa; Chordata; Actinopteri; Syngnathiformes; Syngnathidae
Product: protein FAM163A-like
Exons: 4
Coding region: 452-868 (138 amino acids)
Source: RefSeq, a predicted model, not a curated record